Molecule: messenger RNA, 798 nt
Organism: Didymodactylos carnosus
Lineage: Eukaryota; Metazoa; Rotifera; Eurotatoria; Philodinida; Philodinidae
Source: the annotation of a GenBank genome assembly
AUGUCUAAGUCACUACGUGACUCAUCAAAUCGUAUUAAAAUAAUUAGUUUAGGAAAUAUUAGUGUUGGAAAAAGUUGUCUGAUUAAACGUUAUUGCGAAAAACGUUUUGUCUCAAAAUAUAUGGCUACAAUAGGAAUUGAUUAUGGUGUUACGCGAUUAAAAAUUCGUGACUAUGACAUUCGAAUGAAUAUAUUUGACUUUUCGGGACAUCCACUGUUUUAUGAAGUGCGAAAUGAAUUUUAUAAUGAUACUCAAGGUGUAAUGCUUGUCUUUGAUGUUAAUAAUCGAAAAACAUUUGAUUCACUUGAUUAUUGGCUAAAUGAAAUGAAAAAAGAUAUACGACCAAUUCAGUUGUUUGAUCAAUUGUGUAUUGUUGUUGUGGCAAACAAAAUUGACACAAAUAAACGAGUAGUAGAUGAAUCAGAAGCACGUCUAUGGGCUAAUGUCCGUGGUUAUCAAUACUUUGAAACAUCAGCUCAAACGGGAGUUGGCGUACAAGAAAUGUUUGAUUGUUUAUUUUCAUCAAUAAUUGAUGUUAUUGAAAAUGGUGAACUUAAAGUACCCAAUAUUGGAUUUACAAUUGAACAAGUCGAAGCUAUAAAUAGAUUGAAAAACACAAAAGAUAAUUAUGAGAGACUCGGCUUAAAACAUAAUUGUACAAAAGACGAAAUAAAUAAUGCUUACAGAAAAUUAGCAAAAUUGCUACAUCCAGAUAAAAGUGUUGCACCCGGUAGUGAAGAAGCGUUUAAACUAUUACUUAAUGCAAAAACAGAUUUAUUGAAUAAAUUUGAUAAAUAA